Molecule: messenger RNA, 1683 nt
Organism: Syngnathoides biaculeatus (alligator pipefish)
Lineage: Eukaryota; Metazoa; Chordata; Actinopteri; Syngnathiformes; Syngnathidae
Product: protein arginine N-methyltransferase 8-B-like
Exons: 11
Coding region: 222-1430 (402 amino acids)
Biological process (GO): peptidyl-arginine methylation
Cellular component (GO): plasma membrane
Molecular function (GO): protein-arginine N-methyltransferase activity
Source: RefSeq, a predicted model, not a curated record
GAGAAACUGUGUUGUGUGCUCAAAACUUCGGAGGAGCCUCGACCUGCCACGCACGCGAGUCCAGGCGUUGACUCAAAGAUGCACGCGUGCACAAGCUGGAGGGGAUCGAACCUGGAACCUCCUGCAGGCGUGCACUGAGUGGCGCGCGACAUUUGCACACACAUCCAAGCGCGGGGCCGGCCGGGUCAAUCAAAUCUCGUGCGCAAGUCUCGCCGGCUCUCAUGGGACUCGCGCACUCGUCGCGUUGUUUGCUGCUGCGGCGGAAGAUGGCGGAGACGGACGGCUGCGAGCGCCACCAUGCCGUCACCUCCCACUUCUCCCGGUCCACCCAGCAGACCUGCGUGGCCAAACCAGUGCCUGCGGCCCAGCACGCGCCCCGCACCUCCCACACCCCUCGCGACGCCGCCCGCCCCGCUCGGGGCACCGGCGCCAAAUUCAUCAGCCCCGAAGAGAUGACGUCGCAGGACUACUACUUCGACUCCUACGCCCACUUUGGCAUCCAUGAGGAGAUGCUGAAGGACGAGGUGCGCACGCUCACGUACCGCAACGCCAUGUACCACAACAAGCACGUGUUCAAGGACAAGGUGGUGCUGGACGUCGGGAGCGGGACGGGAAUCCUGUCCAUGUUCGCCGCAAACGCCGGCGCCAAACACGUCUACGGGAUUGAAUGUUCCAGCAUAUCGGAAUAUUCCGAGAAGAUCAUCAAGUCCAAUCACCUGCACAACACCAUCACCAUCUUCCCGGGCAAGGCGGAGGAGGUGGAGCUCCCCGUGGACGAGGUGGACAUCAUCAUCUCCGAGUGGAUGGGCUACUGCCUCUUCUACGAGUCCAUGCUCAACACCGUCAUCUUCGCCAGGGACAAGUGGCUGAAACCGGGAGGCUUGAUGUUCCCGGACCGAGCGUCGCUCUACGUGGUGGCCAUAGAAGACAGGCAGUACAAGGACUUCAAGAUCCACUGGUGGGAAAACGUGUACGGCUUCGACAUGAGCUGCAUUCGCAACGUGGCCAUCAAGGAGCCCCUGGUGGACGUGGUGGACCCCAAGCAGGUGGUCACUAACGCCUUUCUGCUCAAGGAAGUGGACAUCUACACGGUGAAGCCGGACGACCUGACCUUCACGUCGACGUUCUCCCUGCAGGUCCAGCGCAACGAUUACGUGCACGCGCUGGUCACCUACUUCAGCGUGGAGUUCAGCAAGUGUCACAAGAAGACGGGCUUCUCCACUGCGCCGGAUGCGGCGAGCACGCACUGGAAGCAGACGGUCUUCUAUUUGGAGGACUACCUGACCGUGAAGAAAGGCGAGGAGAUAUUCGGCAGCAUCGCCGUCAGGCCCAACGAGAAGAACGUGCGUGAUCUGGAGUUCACGCUGGAGCUCGACUUCAAAGGGCAGCUCUGCGACGCCGCCAUUUCCCACGACUACAAGAUGCGCUAGGCGCCGGAAACGCACCGCCCGGCCCACCCUCGUCCCAGCCAGCCUCAGUGAUGUCAUCAGUAUCAGCAAUAACACCAAAAUGACGGACACGCCGACGAAUGUACCAACCUUUGGACUCUCCUGUCAUGUCGUGGGCCAGAUCGACCCGCUUUGACUGUAAUUGUUGAGCAUGAGCGGGCUUUUGCUGAGUCAAGAGCGCCGGGAAACCUAACACUAAUGUCAACGUUGAAGAGAGCUGAUGAAUUAAAGCUGA